Fulvia fulva is the source of this 1203-nucleotide messenger RNA. RefSeq names its product Transcriptional activator. The record is from RefSeq and is a predicted model, not a curated record. NCBI's taxonomy places the organism in Eukaryota, Fungi, Ascomycota, Dothideomycetes, Mycosphaerellales, Mycosphaerellaceae. Gene Ontology annotation, biological process: positive regulation of transcription by RNA polymerase II. Gene Ontology annotation, molecular function: DNA-binding transcription factor activity, RNA polymerase II-specific. The transcript is spliced from 2 exons. The coding region runs from base 1 to 1203 and encodes 400 amino acids.
AUGGAGACUCUAUCUCUACAACACACCACUUCGCUUAACACCAUGUCUUCCGAACCAACAUCAUUUCUCAAGAUGGAAGACCUACACCAGUCAUCGUCGCCGCCAGCACCUUCCUUCGACCACAGUGCACUAUCUCAAGCAUCACCUCCACCGGUGAUCGUGCAGUCGAAGCCGGCGAAGAAGCGGAAGUCAUGGGGCCAAGAACUCCCUGAGCCCAAGACCGCCCUGCCACCCCGUAAGCGGGCGAAGACCGAUGACGAGAAGGAGCAGCGCCGUAUCGAGCGGAUCAAGCGCAACCGCGCCGCUGCACACAACUCGAGGGAGCGCAAACGACAAGAGACCGAAACACUCGCGGUCGCCAACGCUCGCCUUCAGGCAGAACUCGACGCCUACAAGAAGCUGCACGGCCCACUGCCCGCCCACAUCGUCCUCCCCGAAGUGACUCUCAGCAGAGUCGACGAGGACGCACCAACACCAGCAGCAACUGCAUCCACUCCCGCACCAUCGCUUGUCGAAUCUCACGGGUCGGUGUACGAGGCGCCAAGCCCCGCGUCACCAGCUGAAAGCACCUUCAGCCAACCCACCAUUAAGCAAGAACCCUUCGACAAUGCAUAUCCUAGCAUGCUCCCACCAGCCUUCGACAAUCUCGACUCGAAGUCGUCUAUGCUCUCGCCGCUCGACUUGACACAACAUUCUGCAGCAAUGUUGUGCGACCUGCAGUGUCAGUCCAGCAGCCUGAGCAGCAGCACGACUUCGCAAACCUCCUGGUGGGCGACUCUCUUCCUCUAUCUGAUGAAUAUGAACCUUCAGAUUUGCUACCGCACUCUUCUGGUGGCGAUUUGGACGCUUUCGCCUUCGCGAAUGGCGCGUUUGAUGCAAGUUUCGGCACUUCACUCUUCUCGUUCGACGAUCUCAUCGAUGACUCCGCGACUUCUGCGGUCGACGCCCGGGCGUCUGGCGCGGCUUAAUGCUGCGACGGGCCUGCGCGCACCACAGGGGGGCGCGAAUGCGCUUGCGCGGCAGUCACCCGAUGAAGUUCAAAGGGCGAGGGUAGAGCUGAUCGCGAAGAAACAAGCACAGGCAGACCAGACACGGAUGGCGUUAUCGGAGCAAUUACAGGGGACAGCUAGAGGUCAGGAAGACCGCACCAUGGGUGACGAUGGGGACGAAACUCACGGCGUUUGGAGUGAUGGACUCAGUUGA